Molecule: messenger RNA, 2433 nt
Organism: Fusarium musae
Lineage: Eukaryota; Fungi; Ascomycota; Sordariomycetes; Hypocreales; Nectriaceae
Exons: 4
Coding region: 1-2433 (810 amino acids)
Biological process (GO): histone mRNA catabolic process; nuclear polyadenylation-dependent CUT catabolic process; exonucleolytic trimming to generate mature 3'-end of 5.8S rRNA from tricistronic rRNA transcript (SSU-rRNA, 5.8S rRNA, LSU-rRNA)
Cellular component (GO): nucleolus; nuclear exosome (RNase complex)
Molecular function (GO): nucleic acid binding; nucleotide binding; 3'-5'-RNA exonuclease activity
Source: RefSeq, a predicted model, not a curated record
AUGGAGCAAUCUCAAGACUUCAAGUCGCUCCAGGAGAGUGUCCAGAAGUCACUGAUUUCCACAAUUAAGACCGUGAACCGAAUCGCUGCCGAAGACCUAAGUUUCCAACGGACUGUCAAUCCUAGCGUGGGCCAACUACUCGAAGAUCGAACUUCGCGGAUCCUUGAACUCUCCACACAUCUUCUUCUGACUACCGGUAAGGCGUGUGGUGUCAAGGCGCCCAAGCUUGAAGAUGUGGAAGACAUCGAGAUGAACUGGAGGGGCGUUGUCGAUGUUGUCGAUUCAUCACUCGAGAAGGCCGACACAGCCUUAGAUGAGUACACAGGGCUUGUCAAGAGAAAGGAGUCACCCUUACCUGAUACCGCGAACAAGCCCAAGAAGCCUAAGUCCACGAACAAGGUUAUCCGAAAUGCCAAUAUGACCAAGCCUCAACUCCUUUUCGAACGAAAGCCUGAUAACUUUGCUCCUGCUCCAUGGAAACCGAUGCUUACGUCGAAGCCAAAUGCCAAAUUAUCUUUGGAGGAAAGCCUCAAGGUCGUCCUUAAUGAAGCCGGCACGCCACAAUACCAACAUCCUUAUGAACACGAAAUUGUCCGUAUGUCAUAUCCGAAACGAGUAUUCAAGGAAUCCGAACCCAUCAUGUACCAACCGGUCGAAACAACCGCGGCCACUUUUGUCGACACCUACGAGGGCGUUCUGGAGAUGCUGGAGGAACUGAAGGGCGCCAAGGAGAUUGCGAUCGAUCUGGAACACCACGAUUUUAGGUCCUAUGUUGGACUUGUGUCUCUCAUGCAAAUCAGCACGCGAGAGAAGGACUGGAUUGUAGAUACUCUACAACCCUGGCGCCAUAAACUUGAGGUUCUGAACCAAGUUUUCACAGAUCCCAAUAUCAUCAAGGUUUUCCAUGGCGCAUACAUGGACAUGGUUUGGCUUCAGCGAGAUUUGGGAUUGUAUGUGAAUGGACUCUUCGAUACGUUCUUUGCGUGCGAGCAACUCCACUAUCCAGCCAAGAGUUUAGCCUACCUGUUGUCUAAGUUCGUCGAUUUUGAUGCAGACAAGCAGUAUCAAUUGGCUGACUGGAGGAUACGCCCACUACCCGAGGAGAUGAUGUACUAUGCUCGGUCCGACACCCACUACCUGCUCUACAUCUACGAUCGGGUACGAAAUGAGCUUGUUGCCGCCUCCGAUAGAGGUGAUGUCGAUAAAGACUACAUUGGCCGGGCAGUGGAGAAGUCGAAGGAACAGUCACUUUCCCGCUACGAACAUCCCGGUUACGAUGAAGAGACUGGUGAAGGCUCCCGUGGAUGGUAUGGGUAUAUCUUCAAGAACUCGCACUUAGCACUCGAUAGCGAACAAUUUGCUGUCUUCAGAGCCUUGUGGAAGUGGAGAGAUGACACUGCCAGGAAAGAGGACGAGAGCACCAACUACGUUCUCAGCACCAGGGAUAUCACAGAGAUCGCCCGAAUCAACCCGCCGGACGCAAAGGCCUUACACAGCUUGUUACCCCUGAAUGCGUCUCUAGCACGACCACGUUUCAAUGAGAUCUGGGAACAAAUCAAAGGGACCAAGGCAAAGGGUGGACUCAGCUUGCUUCACUUCUUCACCUCGAUGGCGCCGGAUAGCGUGAGAAAGAAUGGAAUGCCUAUUGCAGCCAGGCAAACUGCAAAGUUACCGGUCCUUGAUGGAGAGGUCACGGUCAGUAGGCUGACUCGGUCGCAGUUAUUUGGCGAUAUGCCGAUCAGCUCUAAAUGGGAUACUUCAACGCGACCAACCGAAACCGGGGAGGAGCUUAUUCCGUUCCCUUGGCAGAGAUUCAUACGACAAGGCUCGAUUAAAGAAGACGUUCAACACGAUACAGCCGCCGAAGAGGUCAAAAUCUCUGAGCCAACAGAUACUGUGGAGAGUGCAGCUGGCAAUGCUAAGGUUGAAGAGGUUGACGAAGAGUUUACGUUGAGGAGGGGUCAGAAGCGAAAGUCGCAAGCGAUCGAAGAAUCUGAGCCAAGCGAAGAGAGCACGGAUUCAUCACAAUAUGAUAGUGAUGAGGAGAUGCAAGAGGGUAGUGGAGUCAUCGCUGUCGAAGAUGAGCCCUCACCAAAAGCGUCCAGGAGCGCUCGUCGCAAGCUUCGCAAGGCAGAGGAGAAGAAGGCUGAAGAAGAGCGAAUCCGACGACAAGAAGCGAAGAAGGCUCGCAAAGCUCAGAAGAAGCAGAAGAAGCAGGACGACAAAACCAAGAAGUUUGACGCAGUGCCUUUCGACUAUAGCAAGGCUACCUCGGUGCUCCAUUCAAACAGGGAAUCUAAUGUUGGACAGGCAGACGGAAAGGGCAAGAAGAAGGUUUUCGACCCCUACUCGAAGUCUGCGGACACGGACAUCAAGGGAGCACGCAAAGCGCCCCCAGUGAGAGGAGAGCGAAGUGCAACAUUCAAAAGAUAA